UCAUGGUCCUAUCCCUGUUGUCCAUUGUGUACGGAGCCUUGCGCUGCAAUAUCCUAGCCAUCAAGAUCAAGUAUGAUGAAUACGAUGUCAAAGUGAAGCCUCUGGCCUAUGUGUGUAUCUUCCUCUGGAGGAGCUUCGAGAUUGCCACGCGAGUCAUUGUCCUGGUCCUCUUUACCUCCGUCCUGAAGGCCUGGGUGGUAAUAGUUGUACUCAUCAACUUCUUCAGCUUCUUCCUCUAUCCCUGGAUCCUCUUCUGGUGCAGUGGCUCCCCAUUCCCGGAGAACAUCGAGAAGGCCCUCAGUCGGGUGGGCACCACCAUUGUGCUGUGCUUCCUCACCUUACUCUAUGCCGGGAUCAAUAUGUUCUGCUGGUCAGCUGUGCAGCUGAAAAUCAACAACCCUGACCUCAUCAGCAAGUCCCAGAACUGGUACCGGCUCCUGGUGUACUACAUGCUGAGAUUCAUUGAGAACGCCUUCCUCCUCCUCAUGUGGUAUCUUUACAAGACUGACAUCUAUAUGUAUGUGUGUGCUCCUCUGUUGAUUCUGCAGUUGCUCAUUGGGUACUGCACAGCCAUCCUGUUCAUGCUGGUGUUCUAUCAGUUCUUCCACCCUUGCAAAAAGCUCUUUUCUUCCAGUGUUUCCGAAGGCUUUCAAGAGUGGCUAAAGUGUGUUUGCUGUGACUGUAGGCAGCAGAAAUCCCGUGAGUCUGUAGGCAAGACAGAUCUAAGGUCAACCGGAGACAGGGAUGAGACACCUUCUAGCAGUAAAAUAAGUUCUAUGCCCAGCCAGAUUUUGAAUACUGAUGAGCUCUGCUCUGCUUAA
Messenger RNA from Odobenus rosmarus divergens (Pacific walrus), 821 nucleotides. It is a transcript of the gene XK, whose product is annotated as X-linked Kx blood group (McLeod syndrome). The record is from RefSeq and is a predicted model, not a curated record. The transcript has a single exon. Gene Ontology annotation, cellular component: membrane. NCBI's taxonomy places the organism in Eukaryota, Metazoa, Chordata, Mammalia, Carnivora, Odobenidae. Bases 3 to 821 code for a protein of 272 amino acids.